Octodon degus (degu) is the source of this 4387-nucleotide messenger RNA. RefSeq names its product zinc finger protein 629 (gene Znf629). The record is from RefSeq and is a predicted model, not a curated record. Gene Ontology annotation, molecular function: DNA-binding transcription factor activity; RNA polymerase II cis-regulatory region sequence-specific DNA binding. The coding region runs from base 239 to 2884 and encodes 881 amino acids. NCBI's taxonomy places the organism in Eukaryota, Metazoa, Chordata, Mammalia, Rodentia, Octodontidae. The transcript is spliced from 4 exons. Gene Ontology annotation, biological process: regulation of transcription by RNA polymerase II.
CUAGAGGGGCCCGGGAAGCUGGGGUCACUUCCUGCUCCGUCCCAGUCACCCUGAACUGGUCCCCGGGUCCUCAGCCUGGAAUCACCCCUUGAGACGGACCCCGGAGUCCUAGGCGCCCAGCCCACCCCCUGACGCAGGGCACUCAAGGGGUUAAGGCCCCGGGGCUGCACCCUGCUUUCCGGCUUUUCCCAGCCCCCAGAGCCCGGUCCCCGGAUCCCUUCUGGUCCUGAGCUCUGGGAUGGAACCUGAAACGGCACUGUGGGGCCCGGCUCUGGAGGCUCCAGAAGAGACCACAAAUGAUGCUCACGGAGGUGCCGAGAGUGGGAACGAAGCGGAAAGCCCUGAGGAGAGUUCUGGGGAGGAGGUCAUCCUGGGAGAUCCAUCUAAGAGUCCAGAGUCCAAGGACAUAUCCGAGACGCCCCCGGAGAGCCCUUCCCAGGACCCCUCCGCCUCUCAGGAAUCCCCAGGCCCACUGGGUCCCUCCAACCCCUCAGACCACCAGACUGCAGCUCCUGAGGUAGUCCCUGCCCCGUCUGACUGGACCAAGGCCUGUGAGGCCAGUUGGCAGUGGGGGACCCUCCCCACCUGGAACAGCCCCCCGGAGGUCCCGGCCAGCGAGCCCAGCCUGCGGGAACUGGUGCAGGGUCGCCCCUCGGGAGCUGAGAAGCCCUACAUCUGCAAUGAGUGUGGCAAGAGCUUCAGCCAGUGGUCCAAGCUGCUGCGACACCAGCGCAUCCACACAGGUGAGCGACCCAACACCUGCUCGGAGUGCGGCAAGAGCUUCACACAGAGCUCGCACCUGGUGCAGCACCAGCGCACGCACACGGGCGAGAAGCCCUACAAGUGCCCCGACUGCGGCAAGUGCUUCAGCUGGAGCUCCAACCUGUGCUUCAGCUGGAGCUCCAACCUGGUGCAGCACCAGCGCACGCACACGGGCGAGAAGCCCUACAAGUGCACGGAGUGCGAGAAGGCCUUCACCCAGAGCACCAACCUCAUCAAGCACCAGCGCUCCCACACAGGCGAGAAGCCCUACAAGUGCAGCGAGUGCCGGCGGGCCUUCUACCGCAGCUCGGACCUCAUCCAGCACCAGGCCACACACACGGGGGAGAAGCCCUACAAGUGCCCCGAGUGUGGCAAGCGCUUUGGCCAGAACCACAAUCUCCUUAAGCAUCAGAAGAUCCAUGCAGGGGAGAAGCCCUACCGCUGCACGGAGUGUGGCAAGAGCUUCAUCCAGAGCUCGGAGCUGACGCAGCACCAGCGCACGCACACGGGCGAGAAGCCCUACGAGUGCCUCGAGUGCGGCAAGAGCUUCGGCCACAGCUCCACGCUCAUCAAGCACCAGCGCACCCACCUGCGCGAGGACCCCUUCAAGUGCCCUGUGUGCGGCAAGACCUUCACCCUGAGUGCCACGCUGCUGCGGCACCAGCGCACACACACGGGAGAGCGGCCUUACAAGUGCCCCGAGUGUGGCAAGAGCUUCAGCGUCAGCUCCAACCUCAUCAACCACCAGCGCAUCCACCGAGGCGAGCGGCCCUACAUCUGCGCCGACUGCGGCAAGAGCUUCAUUAUGAGCUCCACUCUCAUCCGCCACCAGCGCAUCCACACGGGCGAGAAGCCCUACAAGUGCUCCGACUGCGGCAAGAGCUUCAUCCGCAGCUCGCACCUCAUCCAGCACCGCCGCACGCACACGGGCGAGAAGCCCUACAAGUGCCCGGAGUGCGGCAAGAGCUUCAGCCAGAGCUCCAACCUCAUCACGCAUGUGCGCACGCACAUGGACGAGAACCUCUUCGUGUGCUCCGACUGUGGGAAGGCCUUCCUGGAGGCCCACGAGCUGGAGCAGCACCGCGUGGUCCAUGAGAGGGGCAAGACUCCUGCCCGCAGAGCGCAGGGUGAUUCUGUGCUGGGGCUCGGAGACCCCACCCUGUUGACUCCACCGCCAGGAGCCAAGCCGCACAAGUGUCUGGUCUGCGGCAAGGGCUUCAACGACGAGGGCAUCUUCAUGCAGCACCAGCGGAUCCACAUCGGAGAAAACCCCUACAAAAAUGCAGACGGUCGCAUCACACACCCAGCUCCCAAACCUCCUCAGUUCCGACCUCCAAGGCUCCCUUUUGGCGGGAAUUCCUACCCAGGUGCCAUAGAGGGCAAGGCCGACCACCCCGGCCAGUCCCUGAGGGCGGCAGAGGGGCAGGAGGGCUUCAGCCAAAGGCUGGGGCCGCUUUCCUCCAAGGCCUACAUUUGCUCCCACUGUGGAGAAAGCUUCCUGGAUCGUGCUGUGCUUGUCCAACAUCAGCUCACCCAUGGCAGUGAGAAGCCUUUUCUCUUCCCUGACUGUAGGACUGGCAUAGGGGAAGGGGCAGGGACAGGGGCAGGCCCCAGUCCUUUCUUAAGUGGAAAACCCUUUAAAUGCCCCGAAUGUAAAAAAAGCUUUGGUCUCAGCUCUGAGCUGCUGCAGCACCAGAAAGUCCAUGCAGGCAGGAAAUCCCAGAAGAGUUCUGAGCUGGGGAAGGGGUCUGAGCUAGGAAAGAGCUCUUCUGUCCUGCUGGAGCACCUCAGGAGCCCUCUGGGGGCCAGACCUUACAGCUGCACUGAUUGUGGGGCCUCCUUCCCAGAUCGGCUGGCUCUCGUCCGGCACCAGGAAUCCCACACCCAAGAAAAGUCCCCCAAAUCCAAGGACCCCCUGCCAGAGCCAGCCACCCUGUCUACAAGCCAGGAAGGUGAGGGAGAGGCCUCCAGCCCCACAGGAAGAGGCAGCCGCAGGGAAAGGGAAAGCCCCAAAAUCUCCUCAGAAGAAAAGCCCUACUUGUGCCCUGAGUGUGGAGACAGCUUCGCAGAAGUUGCAGCCCUCCUUCUCCACAGGAGUUGCCAUCCUGGCGUCUCCCUGUGAAGUGACUCUGGAGACCAGCAGCCUCUCUCUCCCGAGAGGAGUGCUGGAUCCCCCUAAAAAUGAUGUGGAGAAAGGAGAACAACGCUAUGAGACUGUAGAGAAGAGGAAGAUGAACCCUGGGGAAAAAUUUUACAUCAGUCAUGAGAAACCCUAUACAGUUAUUGGUGGGAACCACUUAAAAGGCGUAGAGAAAAACUGUUGAGUUAGAAACCUAUAAAUAUAUAGGACAAAAAAAUAAAAGCCCUUUAAGUCUGUAGCAGAAAAACCCUAUAAACCAUAGUGGAUAAAAGCCCUAUUAAUUGUAGGAAGAGGUCUCAGUAAGUCUCUAGGCAACCCCAUAACACUGCAUCAAAAUCCUUGUUGAACUCCUUAUCAAAAUUGUAGAGGGUCAGGAAGGGCAGGAAGUACAACAUGGCCUUGAAUCAGGAGGGCGAGCCUCAGGUGUGGGAAGCGCACCUUCCCAAGUGCCCUCCUGCAUGAGUAUGGGAGGGAGCCCCUCUCCUGGCAGUCCUGGACGGUUAUGCUGAGGAGAAUUCUCAGCUGAAGAAUAGUGUGGGAACAGGUGAAACUGGAAAAGGAAGAAAAAGAGGAGGAAAGUAAGCAGUGAGCUUUUGAACCCACAGAGAAAAGAGACUAGAAAGAGAAAUUCCAGCUUGUUGCACUGGGGGGUUCCUUGGGACACAAGACCAAUCUUAGAAGAGUACAUGUGAGGGAAUAGGCCCGUGGAAUCCAUCAUUACCAACAACCCAAAAAUGAAAAAUUAUGUCAAACCCUUUUAAAGGCUGAAGUGUGGGGUGGAUUUUUUUUUUUUUUUAAACCUUUUGAGUGUAAGAAUACUGAGAAAGUCACCACAAAAAUUAGAGGGGAUUUCCAUUAAAUUUGCUUUGAAGGAAGCAGACCAAGGGGGAGAAACUGUUCCAGUGGAACCCAGUAACUUGAGGCCAGUUUCUCCUCUUUCCCGGACCUUAAACUGCAAGUACAAGCAAAUCCAGCUCAGGCCACCAGGCAGGACCCCCCUUUCCCCAGCCUAGCUGGAGACAUCUAUUUUAAGAGGCCUCCAGAUUGGGGGGGGGGGCUCUGCCACAUUCUCAGGUCUCAUGGUCAGGUUUUUUCCUGAAAUCUAACUGCCACCAGUUUUGCUGCUGUGGCAACCCAUUUCCUCAAAUUCUGUCCUCGGUGAAGAGGGAGAACCGCUGCUAGUCAACCUCCAAAGAAUAAAUUCCUUCAGAGACUCAAGGCUUGUGUGUGGUUGUCCUCCCUAGACUCCGAGUGAAAGCCGUUUCUGCAAGAUGACAGCACACAAAGCUUGGAUUAGCCAGCAGCCUGCUUUCAACCUCAGCUUUUCCUGUACGCUGGACCACAGAUCCCUGAAGAGUCCACGGAAGCCUGACCACCUUCCUCACCUUGGUAUCUGGAACUCUGAGGUGGGAUGACCAGCCUGACCUUGGCCUUGGGAAGGGACAGUUUCUACGUUCCCCUCCUUAGCCAGAAGCCUUCUGAGGG